This is a messenger RNA of Phytophthora nicotianae INRA-310, 698 nucleotides long. RefSeq lists its product as hypothetical. The annotation marks the transcript as partial. The record is from RefSeq and is a predicted model, not a curated record. The transcript has a single exon. NCBI's taxonomy places the organism in Eukaryota, Oomycota, Peronosporomycetes, Peronosporales, Peronosporaceae.
CAUGCGCACUCGAUAUUCGUUGCAAAACUGCCGCGGAUUUUCUUUCGCAGUAGAUUGUCCGUUACCAGUAAAGAGACCGCUGUUGCUGGUUCACACGAACCGAACGCGACCCGUCCGUUGUCAUUCGCACAUUUGCGCUCCCGUUCUCGCAUCUACAAGAGUCCCAGUCGCCUCGGUUCCUUUUCAAGAUGAAGUUCUUCACUGUCAUCCUCAUUGCAGCAGCCAUCGCCACUCAGGGAGUCACUGCUCAGACCCCCACUGCCACUACGGCGACCCCUGCGACGAACGCACCGACCACGGCCCCUCCUACUACACCCGCGACGCAGGCGCCCACAACCGCCCCUCCUGUACCCGCGACGCAGGCUCCAACAACAGCUCCCACGACAACCAGCGCGCCGGCGCCCACAACCGGCGAGAUGGAUGGAAGUGGCAGUGAGACCACCGAGACCACUCUCGAAGGCUCCGAAAGCGGAUCUGGAGGCAGCACCACCGAUGUUGGUGACGAGUCGACCUCGGCCUCGGGCUCGAAAGAAUCGGGAUCCAGUGGGGCCAACACGCAGAUGUUCUCGCUCGCUGCAUCGGCCGUCGUUGCCACAAUGGCAACUUAUCUCUUCUAAGUGUUCACUUGGAGAGGUUGUCCGUUUAGGUUAAAUGCUUGAUAUAAAUUUCGAUCAACAUUGAUUCCGAAAUUCAAAAAG